AUGCAUAAAUCCUAUCAACCAACAAUUCCAGCUUCAAACCGAUAUUUGAAGAAAAAAUGGGAUGAUAAAUAUUAUUCGGAACAUCGUAUUUUGAUACGCGAUGCUCGGCCAAGUGUUGAUACACGUCCUCCACCAACUUAUAUGCAUCUUCAUAUGAAACUUAAAAAAAUUCAGUUGGAAGAAGAACGCAUGGCAACAAUUGAACGUGAUAAUCGUAUUUUAUUAGAAAAAAUGACGCAUACUAUGCGAACAACUGGUUGUGUUAACAACCGUAAUGACUAUGAAUCAAAAAGUCUCAAUCAAGAAAAACGUCGACGAGAAUUAUUACGAGUUUCCAAAGAAAAUGAAACGAUGAUAAAAAGAAUUAUGGCUCGAAAAAAUGAUACGGAUGGAGAAAAUUGGAAAAAUAGUUGGUCAAAAAAUACCUCCUAUUUAGAUAACAUUGCUAAAUAUAAUCCUGAUUGGUAUCUUUCAAAACCAAAUAGUCGCCAAAUGAAUGAUGAAAAACCCUCAUUAAAACGUUCUCAAAGUGUUCCGCGAGAAGAUAAAAAGGAUGUGACAACCGUUUUUAACACAAAUGAAGCAAAAACAAAAAACAUUGAAAAUAAUCCAACACAAUAA
Molecule: messenger RNA, 621 nt
Organism: Rotaria socialis
Lineage: Eukaryota; Metazoa; Rotifera; Eurotatoria; Philodinida; Philodinidae
Source: the annotation of a GenBank genome assembly